AUGUCCAGAAUACAGACCCCUCCCAGACCCAUUUCCCUUAAAUCAGAGGACCGCCUCGGUGUUCUGGCUGAGGACAGACCGGCGUUGCAGAAGCUUACAGAGCAGAGCGGCUCCAGGAAAGGUUCAGAGACACAGAAGGAGGAGGACCGAUCAAGUCAUCAGGCUCAACUUCAGCAUGGCCUUUGGGACGUGUACCACGACGUGUAUCAUCAAAUGCUUUCAAGAAACACCUGUGAUCCUUGACCCGUCACAGAUGCUUCACCAUGCCAGUCUGAACUCUGUGGAGACACGGCACACAGACCUGAGCAGCCUGGCUCUGAGGGAGUCAGGACCUCUGCUGAGAGGUCUCCAAUCGCUCAACGACCUGUCAGAGAUGCUCCUCAGUACAAACUCUGACAUUGUUCUUCCUGGAUGUCAGACAUUUGAUGACAUAAGACAAGAGAUCAAGAACAUGAAGCAGCACCUGGAAGAGUCAGAGCAGAUAGCUGUUGGAGAACUGCAGCACCUCGAUGAGGAGACUGAGAGUCUGACUGCAGAGCAAAGUUCUUUGGAAGAACAGAAGAAGAGGAGAGAAGGUGAACUAGGAGACUUGAGACUCCAGCUGCUCUCUCACAGGUCUUCUUUGCAGAGUUACAAUGAAGCUCUGAAGACUGAGAAAGACAACCUGCAGUCUGCAGAAACAACUCUGUACGACAUGAGACGGAAAAGAGAUGAAGCAGAGAGAAUGAGAAAUGUUGGAGUUGCCAUAAUGUUCAUUCCAAUUGUGGGAUGGAUUCCUGGGGCAGUCAUGACUAUUGUUGGUCAGAAGGAUCUAGACUCAGCCUCUGAGCAGGUAGACCGAGCUCGCAGUGAGGUAGGGAGGUGUGAAUCUCAGAUAAUGUCCUACUCCAACCAAGUGUCCCACUAUGAGGGACUCAUCUCUCAAGCUCAGACCGACAUCCAAGAGGCCAACAGGAGGAUUCAUGAAGCUGGGCUCAAACUGCAAACCUUGUCUGUGACGCGAUCAACUGUUGCAGACUUUCAGAGUAAAACUAGAAGAGCUGUCCAUCAACUGGAGCUGCUGUGUGGAGUGGGAAGUGUGGCAGAGCUGCAGACCCGCCGUCUGAUCCUGCUGGAGCCAGUGUUGAACGUGAUGGAGGAAAUGAUGGCAGCUCUGGGAUGGAUGAACAGAGACGACCUGCUGCACUCUGAGAAGAUGGAAAGCAUCAUGUGGGACAUGAGAAACAACCAAAGGAGGUUGAAGGAUAAAAUAGCUCUGUGUGGCGAUCAUUCAGAUGAAGGUUAUUACUGAAACACUAAAUACUUUCUUGAAAAAAAUGGCUGAUUUGGUGGAUGAUGUUGGUACACACAGUGUUGCAGAGAUGCUGAACUGAAUGGAAGAAUGGGUCAAAGUAGCAGCUGCAGUGUGCUGAAAACCUACAGGAGACCACCGGCCUCCUUUAUAGCCAGCCAGGGUUACAUCACUAAGUAUUGAAGUGAGCUUUUCUUAUCCUUUUCUGCUCCAUUAUACAAAUACAUUCUUGAGCUAUUGUACAUUAUGAUUUCUUUGAUUUCAUUUGUAUGUUCUGUCUUUUACAAAUAAAGUACGAACAGGCUGGAUCCAAAUGCAGCAGGUUUAUUAGCUCAGCUAAAAGUCCACAAAGCUAAAUCAGGGUCGGGCAGACAGGAGUCAAUGAAAGGCAUAAAUUCCUCUGAGGAGAGACAGGAUGGUCAAAAGCCGGGGCAGGCGGCAAGCGAACUGGGUCAGGAAACACAAGAUCAGGUCCAGAUAUAAAGCUCGGUAAGGAAGGCAGAGCGGCACCAAUAAUACUCCUAACUGAUCUCAGCUCAGUGCAGAGAUUAAGCAGACUGUGGUUGAUUGAAUGACAGUCAGGUCUGCAAAAUCCAGGAAAUGUUAGAACUCUGUGGAUGGUUCUCGCUGGGGACCAGAUGGGGAGACAGAUUUCUGACUUCUGACAGAGCCCCCUCCUACAUGUGUCUCCAGAAGCGAGGGGCCCUCCAAGGUCGAGGUCGGGGCGCUGGUCUGUCCAGGUGACGUCAGUGGAAGUUACUGAUCAGGGAGUGGUCAAGGAUGUCGUCAGCAGCUACUGAGUAGCGUUCCUCUGGGCCAACCCCCUCCAAUUCCACCUGAUUUGAAGAUGACUGCCUCGGCGCCGGCAGUCUAGGAUCGCCCUGACAAGAUGGGUUGCAUCGCCAUCCACCAUCAAGGGGGGCGUGCUGACGUCACGCCAUCGGGUGGCCCUCCACCGGGCUUCAACAGUGAUUGGUGUUAACGUGCCCGCGUCUUAACACCCGGUGCGCCUUUUGUAUGUGUCAAAGACGGAAAAAUCCCCUGUGACUGAGACCCUAUCAUCCGGUGUGCCCUAUGGUCGUGAAAUAUGGUAGUUGCAGAGUUAGAUACGCUAAUUCUCUCUAAGAGUUCUGGUAAUCGCCUGUCAGUCCUGGGGGAGGCUCCCUCCUUUAUGUGGACACCCUUGAGGUUUCUUUGUUUUUCCCGGAAUCCGUUUCUUUUUCCUCUGAGUUUUUCCUUACCGCGAAGGCAGAAAUGUCCAGUCUAGUUUAGUCUGUUUGGUUUAGUUUAGCAAUCAUUUAAAUUAUAUGACUGUAUGUUCUUCAUGAUUCAUGUUUAUUAUACAAUCACCGGCAUGAAGCCCAUUCAGAUGACUAUAGUUGUAAAUAUUGGGCUAUAUAAAAAUAUUUGAAUUGA
This is a messenger RNA of Oryzias latipes (Japanese medaka), 2707 nucleotides long. Lineage: Eukaryota; Metazoa; Chordata; Actinopteri; Beloniformes; Adrianichthyidae. The record is from RefSeq and is a predicted model, not a curated record.